Molecule: messenger RNA, 999 nt
Organism: Emericellopsis atlantica
Lineage: Eukaryota; Fungi; Ascomycota; Sordariomycetes; Hypocreales; Bionectriaceae
Exons: 3
Coding region: 1-678 (225 amino acids)
Source: RefSeq, a predicted model, not a curated record
AUGCCGUCCAUCAACCACAAGGCAACCUCAGGCUCCGAGAACUCAGAGAGCAGCUGGGAUGUGUAUCUUAUAUUGGACUCGGAUCUGAGUUAUCUCAACGACCAUGGAAAGCUUCGAGGCCAACUUUUCCCCAGCAAUGUCAAGGUCAGUAUCGUCCCAGUAAUCUUCACAGAGACGAAAAGAGCGCACGAACUAGAAAGAAAGAUUUAUCUUCGAGCAGCGACUCAAGUUGAAAGGGCAUACAAGGACAAAGGACAUGGCGUCUGGCUGGGCAGGCGUAUGCGCACUCUUUACCAUGCUCCACAUGUUCAAGUUGAGAUUGCAAUUCCGCGAGAAGAAAUCCAUGUUGGAUGGGAUUGCCUUCAAGAACCGGCCGAAGCCCUCCUUUAUUAUACCGUUCGGUGCUAUGGUCAAGCCAUGAGCAGGAAGUCGCGACUGCUCCAGCUCAAUGCCCCGGGAAUCUGGAAAAUGGUCUGUGAAAAUCUCGACCUGCUUAGCUCGAACACUACUCGGCUUCACGCAAUUGCACGGCUCUUGAGCGUGUUGGGAAAUCAUGGUCUGCCUGAAGAGCCUAUCCUGGACCACACACCUUCGCAAAACUGCCAGCUUCUGGCUUUCCUUCUCGAAGUAGCAUCCAAGAACCCUGGCAAGCGUUUCAAAGUUGAAGAAAUCCUUUAAAACUCCGAGCUAUAUUCCAAAUCUGACACCAGCACUUCUUUGUGGACAUAUGCCUUCUGCAUGCCCUUAGUGUGUCUCACACCUCCCCUAUCCAUUGUGAGCUAUUCCCCGGUGUACGACGAGAGUCAUCUGCUGACGAGGGAGCCUCACGGCGAAGCGCUCUCUUGCCAUCUCACAAGAAGCCAGUUCAGAGAACUAGCGGAAUUCCAUGACAAUUUGGUCAAAAAAGGCUGGGUAUGGAAUGAAGAGAGUCAGAGUGCACAUCACAUGUCGCUGUUGUUAUGGACAGGAAGAACGCUGCUGGCACCUAACGCACGUCAC